This is a messenger RNA of Aethina tumida (small hive beetle), 1146 nucleotides long. RefSeq lists its product as uncharacterized. The record is from RefSeq and is a predicted model, not a curated record. The transcript is spliced from 2 exons. NCBI's taxonomy places the organism in Eukaryota, Metazoa, Arthropoda, Insecta, Coleoptera, Nitidulidae. The coding region runs from base 107 to 1063 and encodes 318 amino acids.
AAUGACAGACCAUUCGUUGUGAGUUUGAUUUUUUAAAUUGUCGUGUAUUUUCAUUCCACAAACAAAACAAAUAAGUUUUCAGAAAUGACCAACUCAUUGUAAAAGAAUGGACACAAUGGAGAACUCACGUAUACUACUUGCCUUGUUCUGUAAAAUCAUCAACAAACUCGACUUCCAACAAAUGGAUUACCUCAAACAAAUCAUGAUCCCGUUUCAGGAAGUAGAGGAGGCUUACGAACUAUUAGAAACCAUCAGAGGACUGAUGGCAACCCACUACGAAGAUCUGCAGGCCGAAGAAAUAAGUGUGAUCGAAGAACAAACUGUUGAAACUUCGUCGAGCAACGACAUCAGCAAAGUUGAGGAGAAGCCGAAACUGCAAAAAUUCGACAGUUACGCCGAUCCCUAUAUGAGUUUAGAGUGGGAAUACAGCGGUUACAGUUUGAUCAGCGAAGAUCAGUACAAGAAUUCGAUCGAACAGGUGUUCGAAGAGGUUAAAGAAAUGGAAGUCGAAGCUAAUGUUAGGAAAAAUGAUGAAGAGCUCUUGGAGGUGGUGAAGAUGAAUUUGAAAUCCAAUAAGAGGUUUUUAGAAGAAAUGGACUUGGACAAUUUGCCUGCAUUGAAUUCUAGACGAACGGAAGUUAUCCAGAGGAUUGAAGACCUGAGAAAAAGUAUUGACAGUAAUAAAAAUCAGGAGGAAGAACAAUUAAUUGUUAAUGAACUUGCAAAACCAGAAGAACAGGAAUGCAAAAUUGUCCAGCUGAAAUCAGACGACAGUAAAGAAGAGUUUGUGAAGAUAGAACCGGUUGAUCCGUACAAACAACAAUGUAAGGAAACAAUAGAGCAAGUUUUGGAAGAAAUUAAAGAAGUGGAGGUAGAAAUAAACGAUAAAGAAGAGAACGAAGAAGUAGUGGAAGUUGCACUAAUAACUUUAAAAUCCAGUCUUCGAAUUUUGGAAGAGAUGGAUCUGGAUGCAUUAUACGACUUGCAGUUACAAAAGAAGGAAGUUGUCGAGAAAAUCGAGAGUCUUCGGAAGUUACUGAUGGUUAAGAAAGUUGGCACGUGAUUUGUGGAUUUUAUUCUUUAGUCACCUUAUGGAAAUUUGUGUGUUUAGAUAGGAAAUUAAAUAAAAGUGACAUAAUUUAUUCA